Molecule: messenger RNA, 1234 nt
Organism: Oryzias melastigma (Indian medaka)
Lineage: Eukaryota; Metazoa; Chordata; Actinopteri; Beloniformes; Adrianichthyidae
Product: intestine-specific homeobox
Exons: 3
Coding region: 607-1056 (149 amino acids)
Biological process (GO): regulation of transcription by RNA polymerase II
Molecular function (GO): DNA-binding transcription factor activity, RNA polymerase II-specific; RNA polymerase II transcription regulatory region sequence-specific DNA binding
Source: RefSeq, a predicted model, not a curated record
AAUCUCCAAAACCACCAGAUGGAGACAGACGGUUUCCCUCCGUCUCGGUUCAAGGACUCCACCAGCCCCGAUGACGAGUGUUUGUGCCGGAAAAGUGACUUGUUGUGUGAGGGCAUCGGGAGGCCAAUGUGAUAAGGCAAAUUUAAAUGAGUCAUAAAUCAGGUGAUAAAAAAAAGAAGCUAACGCUUAUCUGGAAUUUUACAGCUGAAAAUAAUCUAAGUGUGAUAGAAGCCACAGAAACAUUCAGUUUGGUUGGGCUGGAUCCACAGGGCAGAGAAUUCCAGGAGAAAAUAUUUCCUAAAAAAUAUAAAUACAAUUUUCCAGUAAACUUUGAGAGUUUUGGCUAUAAAAUAAGAUUACACAUUUAUGAUAAGAGCAAUGUAAAUAAUUUAAGACAGAAAGAGUCUGACAUCACUGGAUGCUGAUUGCUGAGUUUUCCUAGAAGUUACAGAGUGCUGCAUACAGCCAGAGGCUCCUCCCCCUUUAUAAUCAUGUGAUAGCAGUCAAACAGGCCGACAGAGGACACCCCCAGAAGACUGAAACUUGUUCUCAAGCUGACAGAACUUCCUUAGAAGCUGAGGCUCCGUUUGUCAGAGGGACGUACUGAUGGCGGGAGAAACGCUGCUGGAAAUGUGGUCGAGGAGAGACGCAGAGAAGAGAACCGGCGGGACUGAAGAGACGCAGAAGAGAAUCUCCCAUUCCAUCGAAGAGAUCCUCAGGAGGCCCACCUGCCCCACGAAAGAGUCUGGAGGUCAUCGAAGCUGGUCUGUUAUCAAAGAAAACAACAGGCCCGACUCAUGCACAGGAACUCCUCAAAUCCAAAGGGAAACAUCUCCCAAAUCCAGCGCCGACUGUAAGACAGGUCAGAUGAAGAAGAGGCAAACCAGAGUCACUUUCACCCCCGUUCAGGUGCAGGAGCUGGAGGCCGUGUUCCUCCAGAACCACUACCCGGACGUCAACACCAGAGACGAGCUGGCCUCCCGCCUGCAGCUCACCGAAGGCCGCAUACAGGUAGACCUCACCACGAACACGAUCACAUCAGAGCCGGGAUGUUAAAUGAUGGUUUAGGCUGCAUCCUAUUUGGUCCAGUGAGGAUCGUGUGAUUCUCCUGCUCAUUUACGUACGUUUUGUCACACUUUUGGGAACCUCAGCAGUCUUGGUAUCAAAGCGUUCAGCUUGUUCAGAUUUGCUGCACUUGUACUUCUGGUAUUCAUAAACUUUAUAGCUUUAGAAA